Molecule: messenger RNA, 3880 nt
Organism: Canis lupus familiaris (dog)
Lineage: Eukaryota; Metazoa; Chordata; Mammalia; Carnivora; Canidae
Gene: VPS35L
Product: VPS35 endosomal protein sorting factor like
Exons: 33
Coding region: 16-3651 (1211 amino acids)
Biological process (GO): endocytic recycling
Cellular component (GO): endosome
Source: RefSeq, a predicted model, not a curated record
CCGUCCCUCACAAUCAUGGCGCUUCCAAGGCUCGGCGGGAAGGCACCUGCCCCUCACAAUCAUGGCACCCCCAGGGCUCAGCUGGGAAAGCGUGUCCUUCACAAUCAUGGCGCCCCUCAGGGCUCAGCGGGAGGGCACCUGCCCCUCACAAUCAUGGCGCCCCCAGGGCUCAGCGGGAGGGGACCUGCCCCUUACAAUCAUGGCGCCGUCAGGGCUCAGCGGGAGGGCACCUGCCCCUCACAAUCAUGGCGCCUCCAGGGCUCAGCGGGGGAAGCAUAUGCACCUUACAAUCAUGGCGCCCUCAGGGCUCAGCGGGAGGGGACCUGCCACUCAUUCAUGGCACCCUCAGGGCUCAGCGGGACGGCACCUGCCCCUCACAAUCAUGGCGCCCUCAGGGCUCAGCGGGAGGGGACCUGCCCCUCACAAUCAUGGCGCCCCCGGCGCUCAGCGGGGGAAAGCAUCUGCCCCUUACAAUCAUGGCGGCCAGAGCGGGGCGGGGCCUGCGAGGUAAAGUGCGGGCUUCCCCAGUACAAGCGCUCACGUGACCGGGAAGAUGGCCGUCUUUCCCUGCUGGCUCGCACUGCAGCGACUUCCUCCCGAGGCCUUGAGGCGCCAAAUCGGGAUUGGACGCCCCUGAGUUUCCUUGGAUCCGGUCGUGCGAAGCACCUUUUAGGGCAUUCCAGAAGCAGGAACUACAAGGCUGAGUUUGCGUCAUGCCGCCUGGAGGCUGUGCCCUUGGAGUUUGGAGACUAUCACCCGCUGAAGCCUAUAACUGUCACAGAGUCAAAGACCAAGAAAGUGAGCCGGAAAGGCAGCACGUCUUCCACGUCCUCCUCGUCCUCCAGCUCCGUGGUGGACCCGCUGAGCAGCGUGCUGGAUGGGACUGACCCCCUCUCCAUGUUCGCAGCCACUGCUGAGCCCGCAGCCACGGACAGCUCUAGAAAGAGACGAGACAGAGAUGAGAACUCCAUCGUAGGAUCAGACUUUGAGCCCUGGGCUAGCAAACGAGGAGAAAUCCUUGCCCGGUACACCACCACGGAAAAGCUCUCCAUCAAUCUGUUUAUGGGAUCUGAAAAAGGCAAAGCCGGGACUGCCACAUCCGCAAUGUCAGAGAAGGUUCGCACCAGGCUGGAGGAGCUGGAUGACUUUGAGGAGGGAUCCCAAAAGGAGCUGUUGAAUUUGACUCAACAGGAUUAUGUGAACCGCAUAGAGGAGCUCAACCAGUCGCUGAAGGAUGCCUGGGCCUCGGACCAGAAAGUGAAAGCUCUAAAAAUAGUCAUCCAGGAUCAGCCUGUCAAUUUCUGUCUACUACCUGCACCCCUCCCCCUGAAGAACUGGGAUUUUGAUAGGGAUUGUGUUGGCUUUACAAAGUUGGUUAGAUUUGCCAUCUUAACAGUGUGUUCAAAGCUUCUUUCGGACACAAGUGUUAUUCAGUUCUACCCAAGCAAAUUUGUCCUUAUCACCGACAUACUCGAUACAUUUGGAAAGCUCGUGUAUGAGCGCAUCUUCUCCAUGUGUGUGGAUAACCGCAGCGUCUUACCAGAUCACUUCUCUCCAGAGAAUGUAAAUGACACGGCCAAAGAAACAUGCUUAAAUUGGUUUUUCAAGAUUGCUUCCAUCAGGGAACUCAUUCCAAGAUUUUACGUGGAAGCAUCUAUCCUGAAGUGUAACAAGUUCCUCUCCAAAAUGGGGAUUUCAGAAUGUCUGCCCCGGUUGACGUGUAUGAUUCGCGGAAUCGGAGACCCACUGGUGUCAGUGUACGCCAGGGCCUAUCUGUGCCGGGUGGGAAUGGAAGUGGCUCCACAUCUCAAAGAAAGCCUGAAUAAGAACUUUUUUGAUUUCCUCCUCACAUUCAAACAGAUUCAUGGGGAUACAGUCCAGAACCAGCUGGUGGUCCAGGGAGUGGAGCUUCCAUCCUACCUGCCCUUGUACUCGCCUGCUAUGGACUGGAUCUUCCAGUGCAUUUCCUACCACGCCCCGGAGGCUCUGCUGACUGAGAUGAUGGAGAGAUGCAAGAAACUAGGAAACAAUGCCUUGCUGUUGAAUUCCGUGAUGUCAGCUUUCCGGGCCGAGUUCAUCGCCACGAGGUCCAUGGAUUUCAUUGGCAUGAUUAAAGAGUGUGAUGAGUCAGGUUUCCCCAAGCAUCUUCUUUUUCGCUCAUUGGGGUUAAACUUAGCCUUGGCUGACCCUCCUGAGGGUGAUCGACUCCAGAUUCUCAAUGAAGCUUGGAAAGUCAUCACUAAAUUGAAGAAUCCACAGGACUACAUUAACUGUGCCGAAGUGUGGGUGGAGUACACCUGCAAGCAUUUCACGAAACGAGAGGUGAAUACCGUUCUGGCUGAUGUCAUCAAGCACAUGACUCCAGAUCGUGCCUUUGAAGACUCCUACCCUCAGCUUCAGUCAAUAAUUAAGAAAGUUAUCGCGCACUUCCAUGAUUUCUCCGUUCUUUUCUCAGUGGAAAAAUUUUUGCCAUUUCUGGACAUGUUCCAAAAAGAGAGUGUGCGGGUGGAGGUUUGCAAAUGCAUCAUGGAAGUUUUUAUCAAGCAUCAGCAAGAGCCUACAAAGGACCCUGUCAUUCUGAAUGCCCUUUUGCACGUCUGCAAGACCAUGCAUGACUCUGUGAAUGCACUCACUCUUGAGGAUGAGAAAAGAAUGCUGGCAUAUUUGAUUAAUGGAUUUAUAAAAAUGGUUUCCUUUGGCCGUGACUUUGAACAACAGCUAAGUUUUUAUGUUGAGGCUAGGUCAAUGUUUUGCAACCUGGAACCUGUUCUUGUGCAAUUGAUUCACAGUGUAAACCGGUUGGCAAUGGAAACAAGAAAAGUAAUGAAAGGAAAUCAUUCCAGAAAGACGGCUGCCUUUGUCCGGGCCUGUGUUGCCUACUGCUUCAUCACCAUCCCCUCCCUGGUGAGCAUUUUCACACGACUCAACCUCUACCUGCAUUCUGGUCAGGUUGCCUUGGCCAACCAGUGCCUCUCCCAAGCUGAUGCCUUUUUCAAAGCCGCUAUUAGCCUCAUUCCAGAAGUUCCAAAGAUGAUUAAUAUUGAUGGAAAGAUGCGACCGUCGGAAUCAUUCCUUCUGGAAUUCCUCUGCAAUUUCUUUUCUACUUUAUUAAUAGUUCCGGAUCAUCCUGAGCAUGGAGUCUUGUUUCUUGUUCGUGAGCUUCUCAACGUGAUCCAGGACUACACCUGGGAGGACAAUGGUGAUGAUAAAAUCCGCAUCUACACCUGUGUCCUGCACCUCCUAUCUGCCAUGAGCCAGGAGACCUAUCUCUACCACAUAGACAAAGUUGACUCCAAUGACAGCCUCUACGGGGGAGACUCCAAGUUCCUGGCUGAAAACAACAAGCUGUGUGAGACAGUGAUGGCUCAGAUCCUGGAGCAUCUGAAAACCUUGGCCAAGGAUGAGGCUCUCAAGCGCCAGAGCUCACUGGGCCUUUCCUUCUUUAAUAGCAUCUUGGCCCACGGGGACCUGCGCAACAACAGACUCAACCAGCUCUCUGUCAACCUGUGGCACCUGGCACAGAGGCAUGGCUGUGCAGAUACCAGGACCAUGGUGAAAACUCUGGAAUACAUCAAGAGGCGAAGCAAACAACCAGAUAUGGGUCAUCUGACUGAGCUGGCCCUCAGGCUUCCUCUGCAAACAAGGACAUGAUUGGUGCUUUGAAGCCAAGUCCAGAAAGACCUGCCUUGCUUUUUUUGUUUUAUUUUUACAUAUACAAGUUGGUUUAAGCUUUGGCCUCUACCCAAAUUUUUGCGACAGUGGAGGAGGAAUUGUCAGAGCGUUAAAAUCCAAUCUUGUUCCUAAGAGUAGCAGUGUCUGUGCACAAGUGGCCUUCAGACUGGCCUUUAUUGAGAAACAAAAAUCCAAGUAACAUCUGUCA